Molecule: messenger RNA, 3947 nt
Organism: Otolemur garnettii (small-eared galago)
Lineage: Eukaryota; Metazoa; Chordata; Mammalia; Primates; Galagidae
Gene: DENND6B
Product: DENN domain containing 6B
Exons: 19
Coding region: 15-1961 (648 amino acids)
Cellular component (GO): recycling endosome
Molecular function (GO): guanyl-nucleotide exchange factor activity
Source: RefSeq, a predicted model, not a curated record
GAUCCUCCUAGCUGAUGCUCUCGGCCGCGCUUCGCCACCCUCAGGGUGCGCGCGCAGCAGUGGCGGCAGUUCGAUUGCUCCCGUGCGCGGUCCCGCUCCCUGCCCGCGUUCCCUCGGCAACCAAGCAGGCCUUGGGGAUCCACCGCCAUGGACGAGCCGCCUGGUCUGGAGUCUCGCAGGGCUCGCGGCUGCCUGGGUGCGGCCGGGCCGAAGACCUCGGGUCGCACGGCGGGGGCGCCGGCGGCGGCCUGGACGCGCUUCUCCGCCUGGUUGGAGUGCGUGUGCGUGGUCACCUUCGACCUGGAGCUGGGCCAGGCUCUGGAGCUGGUAUACCCAAGCGGCUUCCAGCUCACAGACAAGGAGGCUGCCUCGGGGACACUCAGUUCAGCUUCCGCAUGCGUCAGUGUGGAGGGCAGAGGAGCCCAUGGCAUGCCGAUGACAGGCAGUACAACAGUGAGGCCCCUGUUUCACUGCAGAGGGAGCCAGCACACUACUUUGGCUACGUGUACUUCAGGCAGGUGAAAGACAACUCUGUGAAGAGGGGUUACUUCCAGAAGUCUCUGGUGCUGGUGUCCCGUCUGCCCUUUGUCCGACUCUUCCAGGCACUGCUGAGCCUGAUGGCCCCCGAGUACUUUGACAAGCUGGUGCCCUGCCUGGAAGCUGUUUGCAAUGAGAUUGACCAGUGGCCGGCCCCUGUGCCUGGACGGACCCUGAACCUACCUGUCAUGGGAGUUGUCAUCCAGGUGAGGGCCAGGUGGCUAGGGAGUGAGUGCUGCAGGUACACUGAGAUACCCCCUGCCUCUGGCAGCUGCUCCCUUCCUCCCCAGGUGCGCAUUCCAUCCAGGGUGGACAAGCCUGACUCCAGUCCUCCCCAACAGCUUGACCAGGAGAUGCAUUACCAGGAGAACCUGCUGCCAGCCCCAGUGGUCCUCACUAGUGUCUAUGAGCUAGACCUGUUCAGGUGCUUCCGGCCUGUGCUGACCCAUGUACAGACGUUGUGGGAGCUUAUGCUCCUCGGAGAGCCCCUCGUGGUCUUGGCACCCUCGCCCGAUGUGUCCUCAGAGAUGGUGCUGGCCCUGACAAGCUGUCUGCAGCCCCUAAAGUUCUGCUGCGACUUCCGUCCCUACUUUACCAUCCACGACAGCGAGUUCAAGGAGUUCACAACACGCACACAAGCCCCACCAAAUGUGGUCCUGGGAGUCACAAACCCUUUCUUUAUCAAAACACUUCAGCAUUGGCCCCACAUCCUCCGGGUUGGGGAGCCCAAGAUGUCAGGGGACCUUCCUAAGCAGGUCAAACUGAAAAAGCCUUCAAGGUUGAAGACCCUUGACACCAAGCCAGGCCUCUACACCUCUUACACAGCCCACCUCCACCGGGACAAGGCUCUACUUAAACGGCUAUUCAAGGGUGUGCAGAAGAAGCGGUCUUCAGAUGCACAGAGUGUGCUGCUGAGGCGGUACCUUCUGGAGCUCACACAUAGCUUCAUCAUCCCCCUGGAGCACUACAUGGCCAGCCUCAUGCCCCUGCAGAAGAGCAUCUCACCCUGGAAGACCCCCCCCCAGAUCCGCCCCUUCAGCCAGGACGACUUCCUACGCAGCCUGGAGCAUGCAGGGCCCCAGCUCACCUGCAUCCUCAAGGGCGACUGGCUGGGCCUCUACAGGCAGUUUUUCAAGUCCCCUCAUUUUGAUGGCUGGUACCGGCAGCGGCAUAGAGACAUGACCCAGAAGCUAGAGGCACUGCACCUUGAGGCUAUUUGUGAGGCGAACAUUGAGAGCUGGAUGAGGGACAAGUCCGAGGUAGAGGUCGUGGACCUGGUCCUGAAACUUCGGGAGAAACUGGUGCGUGCACAGAGCCACCAGCUCCCUGUGAAAGAGGCGACACUGCAGCAGGCUCAGCUGUACAUAGAGAUGGUCAUCCGCUCCCUGCCCAAGGACCUGCAGGCCGUCCUAUGCCCUCCCUAGGACAGGGCUGAGGGAUGGGAGGGAUAUCUUGCCCGUGGUCAUUGACAUGAGAGGAAGAGAAGCUGCUCUGCACUGGGAGGGACUCUGCCUACCACCCAUGCUGCCCCUCUGGGCCCUCUGCUUGCCCAGGGCUGUGGUUUGUUGGGGGUGGGGGGUGGGCAGGGGCAAUGUGGGUCCAGCACCCCUGUUGGCCCUUGGAGCGUCCACAGCAUUGUCUUGAUUCCCACUCCCAAGACACCCCACCUGGCACCAACCCCAUAGAUCCCACCCUGGGUCUGGACAGGCUCUCUAGUGAUCCUCUUGUUCUAUCCACUCACCUGCAGCCUGAUCCUGGCUCCAGGAGUCUCAAGAUGCUGCUAAGUUCCUUAGUGAGAGAUGAGAGUCCCUAAAAGGUGCUGCAUCUAGAUCAUAUGCUCCCCCUUGUGUGACACCUCCAAGCAUUAAACCUAGCAAGGUAGAGAGCUAUCAUCACUCAGCAUAUGGUGACAGCAUUGUCAGGGCCUAUGGGAGGAUAGACAUUCAGGUGUGGACCCAGAGCUGCAGCCAGGCACCAGCACAGCAUCACCCACCGUAUGCCUGUGGGUAAAGUUGGCCACUCAGACUCUCAGAUUCCUCAUCUGAAAGAACAGGCCCAUGUGGAUGCCUGGCAGGACAGCUGCUGGGAGGGCCAUGGAGACUGGGCUCUCCAAGUCCUGGGUAGGGUGCUGCCCAUCUCCCUAUUCCUGGGCCCUUGGUGGGGUGAGCUUGCCCAGGGCUGGGGGAGGGGCUUUUCCUUUUUUUCUGAAGCUCCCACCCAGUCCAUAGACGGAACUCUCCUCAGUGGGGCUCUGGCAGGUGUCAUGGGUUUGUUAGUUCUCACUGAUCCUCCUUAGACCACAACCUCUAGUGAGGCAGGGUAAAUCCAGUGCUUGCUGACAACAUCUCACACAGGGUUUGGCUGAGUACUGGACAGAGGGGCCAGCUGUCCAUAUGUGCCAGGCACUGUUCUUGGGACUUUGUACACGUGGCCUUGUCCACCCUGACCAUGGCCCAGAGCAGCCUGUCACUGUCCCCAUCACAGGCCCAGGAGAGUGAUGGAGGGAGGCGGGUGGGUGUGGUUAACUUGUUGUUGGAAAAGGGCAAGCAAACCCACCCAGUGGUGGCUGGGCCUGAGCUCCCCUGGGACCUGCGUGGCAAGAGGUGGAAGCUGCUCAUGAUUGUGACUCUACCCUGAGGAGCCUGCCCCAGAGUGACUGUAGUAUGUGCUUUCCUAUGUUAUUGGUUCCUCACCUGGCUUUCUGCAGUGGCAGCAGCAGGGGCCUGGGUCCCUAAGCUACAGGGACAGGGCUGCAGGCUGACCUGGCCACUAUUGGUCCAAGAAUGCAUAACCAGGUUUCCCUGGACUCCCAUCUUACCUAGAGGACUCUGGCAGGCAUGGCUGGCAUUCCCCACAGCAGACGCAUCCUCCAUACCAUUGGGAGUAGGAGUAGGGGAGGACAACUAGCAGCAUUCCAGGGCUGAGGGGCAGAAGCCAAAAGGAGCUUCUUCCUGAGGGCCUGGGAAGGCCUGACGGGGCCUGUGCUAAAGAAGCAGGAUGAGUGUCACAGCCCAGAGUAGAUGGGGACCUGCUGGCUCCAACCUUCAGAUUGCCCCUUGCUGCCCCAGGGUCAGGUCAGCUCUGUGUAAGGAGUGUCUGGGGCUGGGUCCUGCCCGCCCCCAGGCCAGGGGCAGGCAGUAAAGAGGGAGGAAGGGCCAUAGUGGGGGGAGGUGUUUGCUGUGGGAUGGGGGGCUCAGCCUUGGGAAGAAGAGAGGGCUGGGGCAGGCCUGGGAUGGGGCCAGGGAGGAUUUGGGCUGGGGAUGAAGUUGCAAGUGGGGGCCUGCUUCAAGGGCAGGAAGGGCAGCUCCUCUCCCUCCAGCUUCCUGCCUUCUAUUUAAAGGUUCCUUUUCAGUCUGGAAUAGUGGCCUUCCCACAUUUUUUGGUUUAUUAAAGUGUCCUUUUGUAACACA